AUGCCUCAGGAACAGUACACGCACCACCGGAGCACCAUGCCCAGCUCCGAGGGGCCGCAGGUAUAUAAAGUGGGGAUCUAUGGCUGGCGGAAGAGAUGCCUGUACUUCUUUGUCCUCCUCCUGAUGAUUUUAAUACUGGUGAACUUGGCCAUGACCAUCUGGAUUCUCAAAGUUAUGAACUUCACAAUUGAUGGAAUGGGAAACUUGAGAAUAACUGAAAAAGGUCUAAAGCUAGAAGGAGAUUCAGAAUUCUUACAACCUCUCUACGCCAAAGAAAUCCGGUCACGGCCAGGUAAUGCGCUCUACUUCAAAUCUGCCAGAAAUGUUACAGUGAACAUUCUCAAUGACCAGACUAAAGUACUAACUCAGCUGAUAACAGGUCCAAAAGCUAUAGAAGCUUAUGGGAAAAAGUUUGAAGUAAAAACAGUCUCUGGAAAAUUGCUCUUCUCGGCGGAUGACAACGAAGUGGUAGUAGGAGCUGAGAGAUUAAGAGUUUUAGGUAAGGAUAGU
This is a messenger RNA of Elephantulus edwardii (Cape elephant shrew), 510 nucleotides long. Its product is annotated as delta-sarcoglycan-like. The annotation marks the transcript as partial. The transcript is spliced from 4 exons. NCBI's taxonomy places the organism in Eukaryota, Metazoa, Chordata, Mammalia, Macroscelidea, Macroscelididae. Gene Ontology annotation, biological process: cardiac muscle tissue development; heart contraction. Gene Ontology annotation, cellular component: sarcoglycan complex; sarcolemma. The record is from RefSeq and is a predicted model, not a curated record.